This is a messenger RNA of Anastrepha ludens (Mexican fruit fly), 4309 nucleotides long. RefSeq names its product G-protein-signaling modulator 2 (gene pins). The transcript has 3 exons. Bases 394 to 2454 code for a protein of 686 amino acids. Gene Ontology annotation, molecular function: GTPase regulator activity; protein binding. NCBI's taxonomy places the organism in Eukaryota, Metazoa, Arthropoda, Insecta, Diptera, Tephritidae. The record is from RefSeq and is a predicted model, not a curated record.
AGUCCAAUUAAGUCCAAUUUGUUUAAACACUUUAAAGAUUUCUUAUUAGAAUUCUGCUAUACUAUGAGGUGUUAGGAAAUAACUCUUCUGCUUUGUAAUUUUGUUUGUUUGUAAUAUUAAACUAGAAAUGCAACCCUGUAAAUUCACCAAAGAACACAGUUUAGUACACCACUGGCCAUGAAUAAUUGCUUUGUAAAUUUUUAAUAGAAGUGAUAUUAAAAGCCUUGAACAAAACAAUUCCAUCACUUAUAUUAAACGACAUUGUCCAAAAAAGCACGUCUAAUACGCAAAUGAUGAUAAUAGUUAACACUUUGAAAUAAACACGGAUACAAACAAAUUCAUACAUAAACUGUAUUACACCUCAAGCUAAGUGAAAAGUUACAAGGACGUGCCAUGUCCUCAUUAUCAGCUUCUGCAGAAAAUGUGUCUAGCUCGGGCGGUGGCGGCAAUGUAGAGCAAGGUGCUGGUACUUCAGAUGGGAGCUCAAGCAUGUGUUUAGAGCUGGCUUUAGAAGGUGAAAGAUUGUGCAAAGCGGGUGAUUGCCGCGCAGGUGUGGCGUUCUUUCAAGCAGCCAUUCAGGCUGGCACCAACGACCUGCGCACUUUGUCCGCCAUCUAUUCUCAGCUGGGGAACGCUUACUUUUAUUUAGGUGAUUAUACCAAAGCCAUGCAAUACCACAAACUUGAUCUCACACUUGCACGCACUAUGAAUGACAAAUUGGGCGAGGCCAAGUCGUCGGGAAAUUUGGGCAACACUUUAAAAGUCAUGGGACGUUUUAAUGAAGCUGCCAUUUGCUGCGAUCGCCAUCUUACAUUGGCACGCCAGCUGGGAGACAAGCUAUCAGAAGGUCGCGCUCUUUAUAAUUUGGGAAACGUCUAUCAUGCUAAAGGCAAACAUAUGGGACAAGGAAAUCCUGGUGACUAUGGCGAUGAUGUACGUGAAGCUCUAAGUAAAGCAGUUGAGUUUUAUCAAGAGAAUCUAAAGCUGAUGAGGGAAUUAGGUGAUCGCGGUGCACAAGGCAGAGCUUGUGGAAAUUUAGGCAAUACUUAUUACUUGCUGGGUAAUUUUCAAAAAGCUAUCGAGCAUCAUCAAGAGAGACUAUGUAUUGCUCGCGAGUUUGGUGACCGCUCUGCUGAACGUCGUGCAAACAGUAACUUAGGUAACUCGCAUAUCUUUCUGGGCCAAUUUGAAGAAGCGGCAGAACAUUACAAACGUACUUUGACAUUAGCCAUGGAACUUGGAGAACGUGAAGUAGAGGCGCAAGCUUGUUACAGUCUCGGAAAUACAUAUACUUUGCUUCGUGAAUUUUCAACAGCUAUAGACUAUCAUUAUCGCCAUCUCGCUAUAGCUCAAGAAUUGGGUGAUCGUGUUGGAGAAGCACGCGCUUGCUGGUCUCUUGGCAAUGCACACUCGGCUAUAGGAAAUCACGAGAAAGCACUCCUGUAUGCCGAAGCUCAUCUGAAUCUGGCCAUAGAAUUACAGGAUCCGGUUGGCGAAAGUACAGCUAGGGUAAAUAUUUCUGAUCUACGCAAGCUGCUCGGACUACCAGCUUCGCCGAUUGACUGCGAAGAACGUUCCAUUGCAUCGGAUAUUUCAGCUGGUAUCGUUCAACGAUCUGAUAGUUCAGGAAGCAGUCAAAGUCGUAUGGUACGAGUAAGACGCCAAAGUAUGGAACAAUUAGAUUUAAUAAAAAUUACUCCUGAUGGAAAACGUGCAGACCAAAUAAAUGCUCAAGACGAAAAACACAAUCAAAAGGGAGUUGCUUCGAAAGCCAAAGUGCAGGAUGAAGAUUUCUUUGAACUUUUAUCCCGUUCUCAGUCUAAACGUAUGGAUGACCAACGUUGCUCAAUUAAAAUUGCUAAAAAUCCACCAAAUACGACAUUACCAUUAGGAGAGGUAUCAUCAUCUGUCAUAUCAAGCUCGGGUGUUACACGUAAGCCAUUGGUGCAGCAAAACUCCUUGGCCAGCGGCAGUAGCACCGAUGGAGGCGCUACUUCUAGUAUUAAAACGUCUAAUAAUUCAAAAACCGCUUCUGGACCUAUCUCAGGCAGUAAUCUUGGGCAUGGCCAGCUGGCACGUAGUGCUACAACUACUCAACAACCAGAUGAUGCCUUUUUGGAAAUGUUAAUGCGCUGUCAGGGUUCACGCUUGGAGGAACAGCGCUCUGAACUGCCACGAGCCAACAUCACAAUGGACGCUGAGGCACCGCCACAAGCUAACGCCUCAGUUGGUGAUCGCAAUGGGGGCGCAAAUGGCAGCACUGGUGGUAGGACCGUACCCGAUGAGGACUUUUUCUCAUUGAUCAUGAAGGUACAAAGUGGACGCAUGGAGGAUCAGAGAGCCGCAAUACCUGGCUUUGGAGGCUAUCCACAACGUAACACAGGCAAUGGAGCGGCAGCGGGUGCUACAGGCGCAAAUUCUGCUAGCAAUGCUAGUAAUCCGAAUGCAAAGUAAUUUUGCUGUAUGUAUGCAUUUGAACGUAUUUGAAAAUUACAACUAAAAAUAUUUUUCCGAUUUAACUUAAUUUAUUAUUCAUCAAUGUAAUUUGGCAUGGAUAUUUGAAAGACUAAGCCCACGCCAUGACAAAUGAGUAUAAUUGUAAAUUUUCAAUGUUUUAAUACUUGCAACUUGCAAGUUCACAUUUUUCAUUAGCCGAAAUUAGAGCAGCAUUAAUUGAGCUACGUAUUCAGUUGUGUACUUGGUGUCUCAUAUAUCACCUAAGAACUAUAAAUUCGCUCUAAUCUUUUGUAUACAGAUUCUAUUAUAUUCUCAUGGAUUGUAAACUGUUUGUGAAAUAGGUUGACAGGUUUUCUUCGCUUUAGGUGCCACUUCAUUUUACAAGAGUAUCUGCAGCCUAAAAUUAAUUAAACUAAUUUUCUUGUUGCGCCUCAAUUUUUUUUAUAUAAAAGUAACGUAUUGUAAUUUUGAUAUAUUGUCAUUUAUCCUAAUUUGCUUUUACACAGCCGGGUAUGGUUGGCUGGUAAUAAUUCUCAUGUACUUCCUAUGGCUCCGAUUAAGUUGAUGUCAAUGGGAAGGAUGAAGCACCCAAGAGUAGUCACAGCUCUGAAUUAGAAAAGAAAUGCAAAAUGGUUGAAUUAAUUGAAAAAAUGGUAUGAAUCAAUUUAUAAUUUUUAUAAAGGCUUUCCCUAUCAACCAUGCAAACCGUUUUAAAAUGCAUACAAUCACAAUAGGCGCCUUGUGAAGAUGCAUUUAGAUAACCCGCCAUCUCAAUCUUUUGGCAUAAUUUUACCUCGUUUGCCGGUUUAUUGGUGUCAUUUUAGAAACAAAAAAAUUCUUCAUAAUUUUUUGGGUAUUGCUGCUGAAGUGACUGGCUGUUGGGUGCUGGGCAGACUUUUCACUUAUUUCGUUUGCCGACAUCCCUUCAUCUCUUGAUUUCGGAAGCCAUUCACCAAAACAAUUCGGAGGGAGGUUAUUUAAAGAUAUAUUUUCCACAGUAUGUGCCACAGUCAUUCCCGAAUAUUCAUACGCACGAAUCCUUUUCUCAUGCAUAUAAUAAAUAUUAAGAAUUUAACUUGCACAAGUUUGCAAAAAUUAAAUCAGAUUUAAUAAAUAUUAUUUCACAAUACAUCGGCACAGUUAUAGCCGCCAAAAACAUUUAUACAUACAAAUUCUAUACAUAUAUCAGUGGAUAUAAAUAUAUGAUAUUACAUACACAUAAGCAUGUAGAAAUUCAUUAAGUAUUAUGAAAAAAGAUUGAAAUAUGUAUGUCCAAAACAUACGUACAUAUAUCAUAUAAUUCUGACUCAGUAUAAAGUAAAAAAACCAAAACAUUCUGCAGCAAAGAUAAGAUUUACAAAGCUGUGUCACAUGUUUGCAAAUUGACUACCAUUUUAUGAAGCAUUUUAAACAAAACAUUGUCAGUACUAUUAAGAAUUUUUACAAAAACAAACAAAAAAAAACAGAAACAAAACAUAUGUGUUUAGCAAACUCUCAAAAAGAUUGACGAGAUUUGUAUACUAAAAAGCCAAAUUAAUGUAAUAUAAAUUUACUAAACCUAAAUAAAUAUUAUUUUAUCUAAUAAAAACUGUCUAUAUAUACUCCGAAUUUUAAGAGCAGAAACAAGAUUUUAUUAGCUUUACUCUACUUAAUUUUCCGCUAUUUAGCCUUGAUUCGAAAGCCGAAAAACUUUAACAACUGCACUGUCCAAUUAUAAUGCAUUUUGUGAAUACGUCACGUCCACUGUUGUUUUCUUCUGAUAUACUAUUUAUGUCAUAUUAUAUAUUGUAAUUUUCAUAAAUUAUUUUAUAUAGAUUCCUGAUUGAAUUAUUAAAGGUAUACUCACUUGAGA